AAACUUCAAAUAAUUAUACCAAGUAAUAAUUUUCCAUUAUAAUUCGCUAAAUUAAAUACGGUGAUCAAUCACUAUCCCCGUAUAUGAUAACAGAAACUAUCGUCCAUCUAUCGAUACCAAACGGCCUAUCGCUGCCCCCAAUCAAAUAAAUCAGAAAGUUUCUUUGGCUGCAAAGGUCAUCUCUUUGUUUUCUAAUAACAAUUUUAGAUAUUGCCUAAAGUAAAUGACCUCGAGUAAUGGAAAAAUGUGAAAUCGGUGCUAAAAGUAUACAUAUAACUUGUGCAAUUGAAAUAUUUUGGUUCAAGCAGCUUGCUCACCAAGCUCUAUUACGUUUUAAUAUCGGGGAGUUGCGAAAAAAUUGCGCACCUAAAAAUUAAAGAAAAAUGUUAUAGUUAAGAGGAAUUAAAUUAAUAUCUCCAAAAUGGACACGCUAUGCAGUGAAAUCGGCUUAAACGCACAGCAUUUGUGUGAAACUACUGUAUCUGGUCGUUAUCAGUUGAUUUGUGAUAAAAAAUGGUUGCAGACUUUGGAGCAACGACGCAAAAUAGCACCGUUCACUAUUUGGCCCAAGUUAGAUAAGCGCGCUCAUCCAACUGAUCCCCUGGAUCAUCCAUGGACACGCAUAUUGCUGCAAACUUAUCCGAAGAAACCAAAUUUACAAGUAUUUCCACUGCAACGCCAUACAGGUGAAUGUGGCCUAGACGCAGGCAUAGAUGCUGGCGGCAACUAUCCACUUACCUAUUCACAAGCGCUUGGGUAUGUGACAAGCACAAAUUUUAAAAAUCUUUGGGAGGCGGCAUACAAACGCUAUCCUGGUGCCAGUGUGAAAUAUGUAAAAGCUGCUGGUAAAGCAGUCAGAACUUUAAGUUCGCCUUCCACAUGCGGUCUGGUACUUUACGACGUUGUGUUGAAGGAGUUGAUACAGCGUGUAUAUAAUUGUCCGGUCAUACAUUGUCAGCUAGACCGGUUACGCGAAGGCUUGGAUACUGUGAGCGUUGUUGGCGAGGAUGUGGCUGGUCCUGAGUGUCAUGCAAAUAUUAUGCCCGCUCUAAUUACAAUCGAAACUUCGACGCACUUUUGCGUAAUCUUUUAUCCGCCUGCCAUCGUAACAAGUCUCUACGAUUGCAUUACCUAUUCGCCGUCAAUAUUGGGUAAAUCUCACAACAAAUCGCUCUUUAUCAUUUACCAAAUCAUACAGCUCUCGAAAGCGCUACAAGCGUCUGGCCUCUUUUUGGGUGAUAUACGUCUACAUGACAUUAUGGUGCGUGAAAAUCUCUGGAUACAAGUACUUCCACGGCUUGAGUGCUGCAUACUGUCACUUAAUAAUGAUGAAAAUGCGGUACCAUCACCUACCGAAACGGCGCAUGGUGCAGAAGGAGACAAUUCCGUGGUAAUAGAUGAAAACGAAAAUGCCAGUUUUGUUUGCGAUGUUUAUGGCGAUGACCCAGACGAAGACACAGCCGAUUGCUCAAGCAACACCAAAUUUGAUCUACAGUUCGCGUACGACUUGGAGCAAUUUACGUUGCGUGAAUACUGUGAGAUGUGGUGCAAUGGUCAACUUUCCAAUUACGAUUAUUUAACGAUAUUAAAUAAUGCCUCUGGUCGUAGUCUCGACAACCCUGCAUAUCACCAAAUAAUGCCGUGGGUAAGUGAUUUUACAGCACGCAACGGCCUGAAUUGGCGCGACUUGACCAAAAGCAAAUAUCGUCUCAAUAAGGGUGAUGUACACUUGGAUUUGAUGUUUUCGCACGCUACUCAUCAGGGCUUAAAUACGAUUAGUAAUCCAAUAGCAGCUAUUGCAAGCACUCAGGCACCGCAUCAUGUGUCUGACUUUCUUUCGGAAAUCACAUACUUUGUUUAUAUGGCACGUCGCACGCCGCAACACAUACUCUGCCAACAUGUGCGUCCCAUUUGGGUGCCUGCGGAAUAUCCUGCAUCUAUACAACGCCUGCAACAGUGGACACCAGAUGAAUGCAUACCAGAAUUUUACUCGGAUCCCAUGAUUUUUAAGAGCAUACAUGAAGAUUUACCCGAUUUGGAGUUGCCGACAUGGGCCUCUUGUCCAGAAGAUUUCAUCGCAAAACAUCGAGAAGCUCUGGAGUCGCAAUAUGUAAGUGAACGGCUCCAGCAUUGGAUUGAUCUCAAUUUUGGCUACAAAUUAUCUGGCAAAGCAGCUGUAAAAUCGAAGAAUGUGUGUCUCAGUUUGGUCGAUCAGCACAAAGACCUCUGCCAACGUGGCAUUGUGCAACUUUUUACCACUCCCCAUCCUGCUAAACGUUUCCCAUCCCCAUGGUUCAAUAAGACACCACCACGUCUCAGCCAGUUAUACGCACCGCCGCGUUCUCCACGUUCCGCCAGCUCCACGCUCCGUCCACACGAAUCUAGACGUCUUGCCAAAAGCACGGAGAACCUCAACGCUCCCGAUACAGCCGUUCCAAUUGCAACCGAUACUUCGGCUAUGUCCACUUCCUUACGUCGCACUGCAGGAUCAUCCUCUUCGCCGCGUAUGUCUUCGCGCGCAAACAACAUUGCUAGCGAUAUGACUUCCAGUUCGAGUUUUUAUCCUAGCACUAAUUUUAUUGAUUUGCCAAAAGAUUAUAAUCCUUGUGCACUACUCCAGUCGCUCGAAACAAUGGAGACUUUCUUUGCACGCACAUUUCCAAAGCAAAAGCCAGCCACAAAUACAGUGGAGAAAAUUAUAAACAGUGAUAUGUUGUUUGAGGCUCACUCCUCGGAGAAUUCGUUUACAAAUCGUCUCUUUCUAGAGGGUGCAUCAAAUGUUGUGCAGUCAUCCGCAACACAAAGCCAACAGCAACCCAAAAGUCUACUUGCGCCAAGUCCAACUACCCUGAAAAAGCGCUCAAUUAAACAUCUGUUAAUGGAGAAACGGGAGCGUGAGCUUCAAGUGCUGGGUGGCCUCAUUGUGGAACUGUUUGCUAUGCAUCGCCUGCGCGCAAUGCUUAUGAACGGCGUCAACGCCAGCAUCGAGGACCGACUGCAAGCCUGCCGCACAGUGGCUAAAAUGUAUCGCCAAGAUAUACCAAAGUGUUUGCGUUACGUCGUCGCCCUGCUGCUGCAGCUACAGCGAGUCGACCUAAUCACUGAAAAGGGGCUGCCAUCGCCUUCAGCCACUCAAUUACUCGAGCCAAUUUUCGCAAAUCAAUUAAUACCUUUUCCCUCCAAUUUUUACCCAACCUAUGCGCUCAUACGCUCAUUGCAUCAAUUCGAUUUCAACGCUUCCUUGCUGGAGUUGUGUACCCAUUUCAAUUGUAAUGGACGUGAGUGCGCGAAAUACACCGACAUGGAUCGUCAGCGUGUCCUCUUCGAACGCAAAAUAGCCGAGUGUAAGGUGAUGUCUUGCUGUGCGUAUAUCGGCCGUUUGUUAGAACCUAUUGGUUAUGAGCAAUUUUCACCCGUGGAAUUAUUGCUACCGCACAUUAUUGAUUUGCUGUUGGAUGAACAGACAUCGAUUUUAAGUGCAUGGAAUCUAUUCGAUCCAGUUGCGCAAGCGCUCGGCAUUGUGAAUACACAAAAGUACCUGUUGUUGCCCAUUAUGAAAUUAUACGAUGUGGAAAGCUUUGAACGUGGCAUGAUUUCGGUACGCACACGUAUAGCGGAUGCAAAUUGUGCAGGUGGUGGGCAGGUGCGUUUCUCCAUGAGCAGUUCAUUCAAGUCGCGAAAGUCCGUUAAGCUCUAUCAUCACAGUUUUCUUUUACGCUUAAUUGUACGCUUCGGAUUGAAGUGUUUUCUACACAAUUUUAUUGCGCCACUUAUUGAGGCUGUUGGCGGCUACAAGGAGCCUGAAGAUGGCAAUGGCUUCCAUUAUCAUAGCUCAACAAAUGGCGAGCGUAUUGGUAGUCGGAGAACAAGCCGAAAUUUAAAUUAUGCCUCUACAGAAGAGGAUAUCUCUUUGACGUUGAUGUCGACAGAGGAGGCUGAACAAAGCGUGGAUGAUGCAACGUUAAAUGUGAAAGUACCGGCAACCACCUCAGUGAAGCCCGAAGUCGAAGAUGUCUUUAGCUUUGAUGAUGAUGCCAAUUCUUCGGAUCGUAUCUCCAAUUGUGGUACCAGUGAAAAUAAAUCAAUCGAUUCAUUUGACAUGCGUCCAACUCCAGCCGAGGAAGCUAAAGAAGAUUACAACCAAAGCGAUACAGCAUCCGAAAAAUUAGCAAUUUCAGAAAUUUUCUAUGGCUCAAAAAUCUCCAGCACAUCUCUGGAAGAUGGCGAUAAGGUUUCGUUGAGUAGCCAGUGCGCAAAUGAUUCACCCACCGCACAAUUAGGCGCCAAAUCGCCAACAAUUGAAAUACCUGCCAGCGCCAUAAGACGCAGCUAUCAACUGAAUACCAUCGAUUGUGAUAUUGGUUCACGCAAAAGUAUCGAUUCAUUUGAGAUUAUUACGCAAGCAGUGGAGGAGGAACGAAAACAAUUGAAAUCUCAACAAAUUGCUGCUGCUGCUGCUGCUGACGCUGACAAGAAACAGAUGCCCGACAGCAAGAAGGCAACCGAGUUGCAGUCGCAAGUUGCUUUGGACUCGCUGCAAGCCUCGGUAAUAUCGAAAAUGUCCGAAGCUAAAGCGGCACAAAAUAAUCGCAUCUCCGAAAUGAGUGCAGAAAGUUUGAUUUGGUUGGCACAUCGUUUGGGACCAUCACUUACCUCGCGUUAUAUUACCCGCAAUUUGCUCAAAAUGCUAUCAUUAUGCUAUGUAGGACAAGAGAAUUUGCUGCCAGAAACUAGUGAGCAUGCGGAGGUGGGCAACCUUAAUUAUUUCUCCAUGUCCGAUGCGCGUGUAGUGGGCGAUCGCAGUGCAGCGCGUGUGCUGGAGUGUCUAAUGUCCAUAGCUGCUUUAUUCGGCGAGGAAGUUAUACUGAUGCAAUAUUUUCCACACAUAAGUGAGCUAAUUGCUUUGAGUGCAAAGCGCAUAACAGCCAGUCUUGAGGGCGCCAUCAUAAGUACAUUACAACUGCUCAAGUACUUAGUGCCCUGCUUGAUGGAUGCCACUCUAAUGGAGCAUUUGAAGGAAACAAUACUCAACACUAUACUGCUGCCAAUAGUGCGCUUACUUGGCUCAACACGUCUUCUCAUGCCCAGCGGCUAUUUGGGACGUUCUGUGUUGGCACGUAAAUGGUUGGAUGCAGUUUAUACGCUCUGCGUACGUAUCGGUCCUGAUAUGUCAAAGGAGCAUUUAUGCUUGCCCGCGCUUCGGCCAUAUUUCCUUAUAUUCGAUAAGGCAUUUGGUAUUAGAGAACAUUUUGAAAAUUCGCCAAACAACCCAUUAUCGAUAUCACCAAUAAGCGAAGUAGCGGCUGAAGACGGCGGCGCAUAUUCUAGCCGUGAACGUGAAGAGAUACGCGACGUGUUUAGUCCGGCACUAGCGCACAUUUCUUACUUGUCCUUCUUACGUUUUUUGGGCGAGGCUAUAAUGCAACGUACAAUUUGCAAUUUAGAAUUUAUUUUAACCCUUUGCCACGAGUUCGAGCAACCCAACUACAUUUCUUUGCAACCGGGUGCUGGCAAAUCAAACAACGACGAUGCGGUCGACAGCCCAUGUAAGAGUAAAGAUAAUUUAACGGAGCAUGAAUUGUCUGUGGCCAAUAGUUUCGGCACGAAUGUCAUUGGCAACCGCAUUGAAGUAGUUAGUGCUGUUGCGGCCGGUGCAGUUAAGCAAUCGCAACAGGAUAUUGGACCAAUGGAAGUUUUGGAUAUGGUCGCAUACAAAUUCGAACAAAUACCAACUUUGAGACAUUUGAAAGGCAAUUGGUUGGCAUACUGGCGUCACGAAAUCAGUCGGCCCGAUAAGGAUAUGAUGUUGAAUUUAAAGCAAAUCAAAUUGCAAUCCUUUUUUGGUCACACAAAUUCGGUGCGUUCGAUUCUGGCAUUGGACAACGAGAAUAGUUUUAUAUCGGCUUCUAAGGACAAAACCGUUAAACUAUGGUCGCUGCGCAGCGAGGGCGACGGACGUAAGACAACCUCCUGUCAAUUCACCUACACAGCACACAAAAAAUCCAUACAUUCACUCGCUUUCCUGGAGGCUAUGCGUUUUGUGGUCUCCUGUGAUUCGGGUGUACAUAUUUGGGAUCCCUUCAUUGGACGUCCAUUGGGCGUGUUAGAUGCGCCCAAACACAAUCCCAUAACCGUAGUUAAAGCACUGCCCUCACCCAGCCCGCUCAUCAUGGCCGGCACUGCAGAAUCGUCGGUGAAAAUAAUCGAUACACGUUGCAUGCAAUAUGUGAACGAGUGGCGUGUGAGUAAUACUGCAACACAGAGUAAUGCCACCGUGCGUUGUCUAACGGUCGCUCCAUCGGGCAAUUGGCUCGCCGUAGGACUGUCUUCGGGUAGUAUUGUUAUGCUCGAUACACGUACGGGUUGCAUUUUAAACGCUUGGCGACCAAUGGAAUGCGAUUUAUUACAAUUAGCUGCACCCAAUGAUCAGCAAUUGAUCAGCUCGGCGUUGGAUCACAGUUUGGCAGUAUGGCAUGCAACGGAUGGCAUUUUGCACUAUCAAUUGAAACCACCCGCCGAACCCGCUCAUUUCCUUCAAACCAUCGACUCGGAGUUAAUUUAUGCCACCACGGGCAAUCGUGUCGGUAUUUAUGCAGACAUUAGCAGCUCACAUGCUGCACACACAGUCACCAAGUUGCGCGCUGAAACAUUCCGCGGAGUGCUGACCUCGCUGGCUGUUUUACCGUUAAAUCGCACAUUCUUAGCCGGCAAUGAAAGUGGAAAUAUUGUACUAUUAUGUUAGUACGUAAAUGUUUUUAAAUACAUAUGUUUUAAAUUAGAAUUAUUGAAAUCGCAUAAGUUUUCAAAAUAAAAAUACCAAAUAUGUACCUACAAGUAUGUACAUACAUAUGUACGUAUUAAUGUGCUCAUGUGCUUUCAAAACGUAAUAGUACUCAAUUGUGUUAUAAUAUUUUUACUAUUUAGUUUGACUUCUAAAGCAAUACUAAAUUUCUGUAUCCAAAAUGCUAGAAAAAACAUACCAACAAAUAUGAUUUAGUUGAUUGAUAUCGAUUUGAAGUAUUUUGAUGUGAACAUUCCAUUUAAAUAAUUCCAUUUAAUAUUUAUAUAAGAGUGAUAGAACUCUUUAGGCUAAUAACUGUAAGUAAAAAACCUACACGUAUAUUAUAGUUUCAUCUAUAUUACAAAAAAUCAAGCAAAAAUAUAUACAAUUUAAUAAGACUUGUUUGUGAAAAUAAUUUUUAUAUUUUUGUUUGGUGAUUGGUAUAUAAAGUGCAUGGCACUAUUACCUUGCUGCAGUCGAGGUCCGCAUGCGCCUGUCUGCAACGCC
Messenger RNA from Rhagoletis zephyria (snowberry fruit fly), 7288 nucleotides. It is a transcript of the gene Wdr81, whose product is annotated as WD repeat domain 81. Gene Ontology annotation, molecular function: protein binding; phosphatidylinositol 3-kinase regulator activity. Gene Ontology annotation, cellular component: mitochondrion. Gene Ontology annotation, biological process: aggrephagy. The record is from RefSeq and is a predicted model, not a curated record. Lineage: Eukaryota; Metazoa; Arthropoda; Insecta; Diptera; Tephritidae.